GACCGAUAAGCUAGUUCAGUUUCCAGCAUGCAUUUCUACGGUGCGGUUGUAUUUUGCGCCCUCCUAAUCGGUGUUAUUGCAGGUGACUUAUCACCAGCUGAACCGAUUGUCCACACCGGUCUUGGUGCGAUCAAAGGUUCCGUGUUGCAGUCACGUUUGGGAGUUAAUUUUUAUGCGUUCCGGGGCAUACGCUAUGCACAGCCACCGCUAGGAGAUUUGAGGUUCCGCGCUCCUGAACCAGUGAAGGCAUGGGACUUGGAAUUUGAUGCUACAGAAGAUGGACCUAUGUGUCCACAACCGGCUUAUAACAAAAGUGAAGUUUCCGAGGAUUGUCUACGUUUAAAUGUGUACACGAAGCAAAUUCCUGGUGAAUUAAUACGGAUUAAGCCUCAGGAGGUGUUGGUUUAUCUCCAUCCUGGUGGAUUUUACGCAUUCUCCGGUCAAAGUUACAACAAUGCCGGUCCUCAAUAUCUCAUGGAUCGAGAUAUAGUGUUGGUCACCGUUAACUAUCGCCUGGGGUCGCUUGGUUUUAUGAGCACAGGUACAGAAGAUUGCCCGGGUAACGCUGGUUUCAAAGAUCAAGUAAUGGCACUACGAUGGAUCCGAGAUCACAUCUCUAGCUUUGGAGGUAAUCCCAAUUCUGUGACCUUGAUGGGAUACAGUGCCGGAGCGUUAAGCACUACGCUGCAUAUGAUUUCGCCCAUGUCUCGUGGACUGUUUCACCGUGCCAUCGUAAUGAGUGCAUCCGGUGUUAGUCAGGUAAAGAUACCGUCCGAUCAAAUCGAACUCGCACGAAAACAGGCAGCGUUACUCGGCUGCGAAGUUACUUCAAAUAAAAAGAUGAUUGAUUGUUUACGCCAAAAGCCAGCAACGGAAUUCGGGGACAGUUUAGCGUACAUGUUUGUGAUUUCAUGGAACCCAGUUCUACUGUGGACCCCGGUAAUUGAACCCGACUAUGGACAGGAACGUUUUCUCGAUCGAGACCCAACGGAGGCUUAUCUGAGGGGAGACUUUAUGAAGAUUCCCGUAAUUGCCGGUAUUACAAGGGACGAAUUCGCUGGUCCCGCGAUAGAGUUUUUGACGAACGAAACAUUGCGAAACGAACUGGACAGCAGUUUUGAUACGUUAGCACCGAUACUGUUCUUAUACGAGAGACACACGGAAGAAUCGAAAAACAGGAGUCAACUGUUGAGGAAGAAAUUCUUGGGCAAUGAAACACUUAGUUUGAAUAAAUCGUUAACGGGGUUGAACUACCUUUUCGCCGACAGUCUGAUUGGAUUUGCUGUACAUCGCUUCGUGCAGCUUGCUUCCCGCUACACUACGGUCUAUCAGUACAAGUUUUCAUACGUCGGUCGAUACAGUUUUCUCUACUAUCCCAAUGAUACAACCCCAUACGGAGCUGUCCACCAUGACGAUCUUUUAUAUUUGCUAUCUAUCCCUUCGAGGGCACCAAUCUUCAACGUUACUGAUCCAGAACAUCCUAUCGUAGAAAGACUUACUGGAAUGUGGAGUGCUUUCACUAAAACUGGUAAUCCAAACAACGUUGACUUCAAGCCAACUCCGAAUUGGAUCCCGGUCAGCGAAAAUGCCGACAAUUAUCUCGAAAUCGGAGAGCAGUUAAAAAUGAAAGAAGGUCUAUUUACCGAAAGAUUCGCGUUCUGGGACAAACUGUUUCCACUGCCAACUAUAGGAAACGGAACCGAACCGUUUCAAUCUAAACCGUUUUGAAAAAAAAAAAAAACGUAUAACUUCUUACCAUCCAGUGACUCCUUCAUCUCGUUGUAAGCCAUUUCCAGUGCAUCCAGCGCUGUAAACAAGCCGGAACCGGAUUUCAUCGUCCGAAAAUCCUUCUCAGCAUCCUGAAUUAUUUUGUAAGACUCGCGCAGUUUAUCGUCGAACCGUUUCGUCUGAAGUCCCUUAACGAAAAACGGAUCAUAUCCAUGCUCUUUUUCAUCUUGCACAAAACGAAAACCAUCCCCUAUAAAUAGCUUCCACAGAAUAACGGCAAUUUCCGGACAUUCCCGCCCAGGACAGGGAUUACCGGCGAAUCGUUUCAGUUCUCGCCAAUCCUCCAGGGUAACGCGAAUUUUGCAGAACUGACCCGUCGGUUGUUUGAAGUACAGUGCAUACAUAAGAUAGAAUGAACCAAUUUUCUCCAACGGUUUUUUCGAGCAAAGAAAAAUCUGCUUCACAAUCAGCAGGGCUUCGUUGACGAAUUCGACCAUUUCAACGUCGCUGUUACGUCCACUGAAAAACCAUUCUCAUUUGUUAAAAGAUUUUAAGCACAAUAAAAGCAAUCAUACUUACUGGAAAAUGUACUGAAAAUUCAUUCUC
Molecule: messenger RNA, 2334 nt
Organism: Sabethes cyaneus
Lineage: Eukaryota; Metazoa; Arthropoda; Insecta; Diptera; Culicidae
Product: juvenile hormone esterase-like
Exons: 3
Coding region: 28-1728 (566 amino acids)
Source: RefSeq, a predicted model, not a curated record